CAAUUUUAUACUGCGUCCGUUAAGGAAUAUCCUAACUCAUACGAGGUCGACUCUUUCAAAGUGUGUACCGGUAUCAAUUCUUUUAGUAUGCAUGGCAUUCCUGCUGAAGGAAAAAGGCAACCUCGAGCUAUGAGACCUGACUGCCCGGGCGACACAAGCCACUUCUGAGGACCUUUCCUCUUGUAUUUGGCAUCGCUCACCAUCUGACCUUACCGUCUCUUCGGAACUAUGCAGAACGAUGUCGUUACACCUCGGUUCUUGUUGGGUAGUGUCGACCAGUUUCCGGUAUGCCGUCACUUUCGGGGAAGAUACGCGCUCGGACUUCUGUUUAUUGUUCUGGUAUCCAUUGUUUGGACGGUAUCUUCUGUAUUGACGCAAUUCCUCUAUAGCGUUGAAUCAUUCGAUUCCCCCUUUCUCAUGACCUACCUGGGAGUUUGCUUGUUUUCGCUUCUAUUACCGCUCAAGAUGCUUACUGACCACGCCGGUUACACUGAAGACCCUUGCUGCUUAGCCACAUUCGACAAGUUUGACGAUGAAGAGGUACACCCCACAAGAUACACAGAGUUUGGCGAUGGCUCUUCCAUCCGCACAAGUGGUUAUCAGGCUUCUACAAUGAAUGAGCAGUAUUGGAGUCGUACAAAACAUAUCGAAGCUGCUAUGCACAUAGCUCCUGUACUUUUCAUUGCUAACUGGGCUUUCAAUGCCGCACUGGGUUCCACUUCGGUUGCUUCUAGCACUGUAUUGGUGUCAACCUCCAAUGUGUUUGUCUUUGUCCUUGCAGUCUUGCUCAAAGACGAACAGUUUAGUAUCUGGAAGCUUGCUGGAGUCAUCCUGGGCGUGAUGGGGACGUGCCUGACAACUCUCCAUGACUUUCAGAACCACGAUCCGGAUGAUUUGGCCGAUGAUUGCGCCGUGGACGGGUGUGACCACGUUGUUUGGGGUGAUACUUUGUCGCUGGUGGCUGCAGUGGCCUAUGGGGCCUAUGCAGUUCAAGUGCGCGUCCUGUGUCCAGAGAACGAGGACCUGUACAGUAUGCAACUUCUCUUGGGGUAUAUUGGUCUCAUCACCUUGUUGCCGCUGCUUCCCUUUGCCGUGUACUUUUGGCUCCAAGUAGAUAUGACAACCUCUGUCUUGAGUCUAAUAGUUGUGAAAGAUUGUGGCUUAUUGAUAUGGACAGGAGUGUUUGACUUUGUAAUCAUAGUAUUAACAAAUGCUACCACUGCGACUGUUGGUUUAGGAUUGUCAAUCCCCUUGGCUUUUUUCGCUGACUGGGUAGUCGGUAAGGCAAAUAUCGCUUCACCGCUUUCUCUCAUUGGAGCUGGUGCAGUCACGAUCGGAUUUCUAAUGGUAAAUUUAGGCAACAAAAUGGAGAUGCAAGAAAUAGAAGUACCUGCGCCCACCACGAAUGAUAUUGAUGUUUCACAGAUAAGGCCAAAAGAGCUGCCAUCCAUAGACUAG
This is a messenger RNA of Phaeodactylum tricornutum CCAP 1055/1, 1458 nucleotides long. RefSeq lists its product with no specific name. The transcript has 3 exons. Gene Ontology annotation, biological process: regulation of peptide transport. Gene Ontology annotation, cellular component: membrane. The coding region runs from base 229 to 1458 and encodes 409 amino acids. The record is from RefSeq and is a predicted model, not a curated record. NCBI's taxonomy places the organism in Eukaryota, Bacillariophyta, Bacillariophyceae, Surirellales, Neidiaceae.